AUGUCUGAUGAACCUGAUUAUUCAUCGUUGUCCCUAGAGGAAAAAUUGGAACACAAAUUAUGGAAGGCUAGACUCCAGGCGUAUGAGGAGAUCACCAAACAGUGUCAAAAUUCACGUAAUGAUCAAGAUGAAUGUUUUGAGAAACUUAAUACAAAGCCAGAAAUAUUUAAAAAGGCAGUGGUUGAUGCCAAUGUCGUUGCACAAGAAUCGGGUAUUCAAGCAUUAUCUAGUUUCUUGGAAUUUGGAGGGAAUGCAUCCAAUGCUCAGAGAUUGAAAUCUUCUGGAGUCGUAACCUCGCUAUGUGAGAAAGGGUUGUCCUCGUCUAGGGCAGGAACAAAAGCCAAGGCUAACGAGUGUUUGUUGUGGUUUGUUGAGCUUUCUGAGGAUCCUAAUAAUGUAGUUGAAGACAUAUUGCCCUUUUUAAAGCACCGUCUACCAAAAUUGGUAGCAGCUUGUGUGGGUGCAUUACAUGUAAUAGUGGAGAAUUUUGGAUGCCAUUCAGUGGUAUCACCAAAACUAAUAAUUCCAUGUCUAGGAAAACUUUUUGCCCAUGCAGAUCGAAAUGUAAGGGCUGAGACUACCAAAUUGACAGUCGAAUUAUAUAAAUGGAUGGGUGGUGCAUUAGAAACGAUUUUAUUUCCUGACUUAAAGCCUGUGCAACAAAAAGAUUUAGCAAAAGCAUUCGAGCCAUUGCAGAACGUAACACCCGAGCAAAAAAGAUUCACUAGAAGCCAACAAAUUGAUAUAAAUAGACGCAAAGAAGAAGAGAGCAGAAUGGAGGCUGCUGGCAACGAGGAUAUUGAAAUGAAAGACGCACAAGAUGAUAAGUCUGAAGGGCCACAGUUCGACCCUUUUGAUUUGAUUGAACCUGUUGAAGUAUUGUCAAAAUUACCAUCUGAUUUAAAUGCCAGAAUAUCUUCUACCAAGUGGAAAGAUCGUAAAGAAGUAUUGGAAGAAGUGCACGCUGUGUUGGAAAAAGCUGCAAAACUAUCUACAAAAGAUGACUACUUGGAACUUGUAAGAAUUUUUGCAAAAUGUAUGAAGGAUGCCAACAUUCAAGUGGUUCAAUUGGCUGCAAAUUGUAUAGAGUUUCUAGCAAAAGGUUUGAAAAUUGAUUUUCAAAGAUAUCAAUCGAUUGUUCUUGGACCGAUGAUUGAAAGAACGAAAGAGAAAAAGGCUUCAGUUGCUGAUGCUUUAAACAAUGCAAUGUUUUCUAUAUUUGCUUCUUCUACUUUGAGUGAUAUAUUAGAUGAGACGCUAGCCGGUAUGAAGCAUAAAACGCCACAAGUCAAGAUUGCAUCAACAAGCUUUUUGCAAAAGUGCUUAGCAGCAACUAAGGUGCCACCUAAGGCUUCAGAUAUCGGAAACAUCAUGGAAUCAGGUGUUAAAUUGUUAAGUGACUCACAAGAACCCGUGAGACAAGCCUCCACUGAGAUGAUUGGAACAUUAAUGAAAAUAACAGGAGAAAGAGAGCUCAAUUCAUUCUUAGAGAAGGUUGAUGAUAAUAGGAGAGCAAAAGUUACGAAAUUCUACGAGGAAGUGGAAGUUAAUUCUAAGAUGGGAGCUUCUCAUACUUCAUCCGAGACUAAAAAUAUAGCCCCUUCACGAGAUGGUGGUGUGAAUAAAUUAACGAGAACUAGAACUGGUCUUUCAUCCAGCUCUUCAACUGGUACCAAGAAGCUUAGUUUAUUAUCUGGCACUACACUUAAAAAGUCCUCGCUAGAUCAGCAUUCCAACUCAACAAUUCCAUCCAAACGUCUUGCGACAUCACCUGCAAAAAGGUCUGAUGAAGCAUCGAAAGUGACGUCAAUUGGACGAGGGUUGACAGGAAGACCGUUAACAUCCAAUACACCAUCGAUGAGCGCUACUUCUACUGCAAAGCCAGUCAAUAGCUUAUCUUUCAAGGAAAAAGAGGAAUUACAAGCUUUGCGUAGAGAGAAACAACAGUGGCUAGAGAAACAAGAGCAGGUGCUACAAGCUCAAGAACGAACCAACGAAGAAAAAUUGAACCUAACUCAAGAAAUAGCACAACUUAAUAGUAAAUUCGAAAAUAUACUGAAAGAUCACACCAAUGCCUUGCUCAUGGUCAAGCAGAAAGAAACCCAAAUUCUCCGUUCAAACAGUGACUUAGAAAAUGCUAAGUUGAAGAUACGAGAUCUUGAACAAACCAUAGAAAUGAUGAAAUUGCAACAAAACUCUUACACCGGCCAACAGCUGACCCAGCCAGCCAAGCAUUCGUAUAAUUCUGCUUUCAGUUCGUCGUCAACGUCACCAUUUGAAACUAAGCAAAGGUAUCAGCCAUCAGAAGCUCCACCUACAGAAAGUCGCAUAUCAUCCGGUGAACUUAGUACUCGGGUGAAUAGAUUAUCGAUAGAUGGCAAUCCACAGAUUGAAACCUCCGGAAACACCUACAAUGGUAAUUCAUACAAUCGAUUCAGCAGCCCACAAAAAAUGGCAGAUAAUACAAACGUGUAUACAUCCAGUUUGACUAAAGAUUCGAUGAUAAAUACAAAUGAUGACAGCUGGAGGAGAGCAGCAGAAGUAACCUCGCAGCUAAAGGCAAGAAUAGAGAAGAUGAAAGCAAGAUCUAGAAGCGGAAUGUCUAAUUUCUCUUAG
This is a messenger RNA of Debaryomyces fabryi, 2616 nucleotides long. RefSeq lists its product as uncharacterized. The record is from RefSeq and is a predicted model, not a curated record. The coding region runs from base 1 to 2616 and encodes 871 amino acids. The transcript has a single exon. Gene Ontology annotation, cellular component: microtubule plus-end; kinetochore; centrosome. Gene Ontology annotation, molecular function: microtubule plus-end binding; microtubule plus end polymerase activity. Lineage: Eukaryota; Fungi; Ascomycota; Pichiomycetes; Serinales; Debaryomycetaceae. Gene Ontology annotation, biological process: establishment or maintenance of microtubule cytoskeleton polarity; microtubule polymerization; mitotic spindle organization.